AUCAAACUUCCACUACGCUUAUCUACAUCGCUUCUUGUGAUAUUUACUCGCUAUGGACGAUUCGGAUGAUUUACUCGCGGGGGAACCGCCCACCAUCGAUCCAUAUGAGGUUCUUGGUCUAGAGCGCACGGCAAACGAAGGCCAAAUCAAAUCGGCCUAUCGCAAACUCGCCCUAAAGAACCAUCCAGACAAGGUUGCCGAGGAUCGAAAGCAAGAAGCCCACGAAACUUUCCAAUCUAUAGCCUUUGCCUACGCUGUCCUAUCCAACCCUACAAGGCGCAAACGUUACGAUGAAACAGGUUCGACCUCCGAGUCCAUUGUCGACUCCGACGGCUUCAGCUGGACGGAUUUCUACCGAGAACAAUACCGCGACACAAUUACUGCCGAUGCGAUAGAGAAAUUUGCCAAGCAAUAUAAGGGAUCCGAUGAAGAAAAAGAUGACAUCUUGAUCGCCUACGAACAGCACAAAGGCAAGAUGGACAGGAUCUACGAAUCAGUCAUGCUCAGUGAUGUCCUUGAAGACGAUGAAAGGUUCCGCACGAUCAUCGACGAGGCAAUUGCUAGCAAGGAUGUUCCCACCUUCAAAGCGUACACACACGAGAGCAAGAAGUCUAAGGAAGCACGAAUCAAAGCUGCCCAGAACGAGAGCACUGAAGCUGAAGAAUAUGCCAAGGAAUUAGGAGUUCAUGAUAAGUUGUUUGGCGGUAAGGAUAAGAAAGGUGAUAGUGGUAAGGGGAAAGGUAAAAGUAAGAAGGGGUCGUCUGAGGACGGCUUAGCAGCACUUAUCCGCAGUAACCAGCAAGGCCGAAGUAAUUUCUUAGACAAUCUCGCAGCUAAGUACGGUGCAGCGCCGAGUACAAAGAAGGGGAAGAAACGUGCUGUCCCGGAAGAAGAGCCCUCGGAGGAAGCCUUCCAAGCAGCCGCCGCAAGACUUAAGAAAGGGAGGAAGAAGUGAGGCUAUCACCAAGAGGCUUGGUUUGACCUGAUUGUUGUUUUUCUGCGCGGCGUAUACGGUAUUAUAUUAAGGCAAGCAAGGAAUCAUCGGGACAGGUAUGCGUCGAGCCUACAGCCUAGGACCUGUACCACGGUUGUUUAGGAGUAGAAUACGUGAUGAAUUUAACAAUUGUUAGGGAUGACUUCUUAA
This is a messenger RNA of Annulohypoxylon maeteangense, 1144 nucleotides long. RefSeq names its product DnaJ domain-containing protein. The transcript is spliced from 2 exons. Gene Ontology annotation, molecular function: heat shock protein binding. The coding region runs from base 53 to 955 and encodes 300 amino acids. Gene Ontology annotation, cellular component: nucleus; cytoplasm. The record is from RefSeq and is a predicted model, not a curated record. Lineage: Eukaryota; Fungi; Ascomycota; Sordariomycetes; Xylariales; Hypoxylaceae.